AUGGCACAUCUUACCAAAAGAAAAGUUCUUUCCGAUCUAUCCGGUGGCUGGUGUCGAAACUAUAGUCACUAUCCACACGUGCUGGCACGUCAGUUCCUAGUGACCAUCACCAAUUACGUUCUCUACAUGGCCGGGUUGGAUGGUGGACUCAUCCCGGAUGAUGAAGAUUCUUCAAGCUCGAUGAGCCGCAACUGA
Messenger RNA from Penicillium subrubescens, 195 nucleotides. RefSeq lists its product as uncharacterized. NCBI's taxonomy places the organism in Eukaryota, Fungi, Ascomycota, Eurotiomycetes, Eurotiales, Aspergillaceae. The coding region runs from base 1 to 195 and encodes 64 amino acids. The transcript has 2 exons. The record is from RefSeq and is a predicted model, not a curated record.